Messenger RNA from Ramularia collo-cygni, 1659 nucleotides. Its product is annotated as probable karyopherin alpha subunit. The coding region runs from base 1 to 1659 and encodes 552 amino acids. Lineage: Eukaryota; Fungi; Ascomycota; Dothideomycetes; Mycosphaerellales; Mycosphaerellaceae. The record is from RefSeq and is a predicted model, not a curated record. Gene Ontology annotation, molecular function: protein binding; nuclear import signal receptor activity. Gene Ontology annotation, cellular component: cytoplasm; nucleus; nucleoplasm. Gene Ontology annotation, biological process: NLS-bearing protein import into nucleus. The transcript is spliced from 2 exons.
AUGGCGGAACGCUACAUUCCCGAGCAUCGUCGCACCAACUUCAAGGCGAAGAGCACAUUCAAGCCUGAUGAGCUGCGUCGCCGCCGCGAGGAGCAGCAGGUCGAGAUCCGGAAGCAAAAGCGCGAGGAGAACCUUGCCAAGCGACGAGGCAUUGGUGCCCGCGGUGAAGGCGCGCCGGGCGCCUCACUGGGUGCCGCACCAGACAGCGAUGACGAAGGCGCGAACACAGAGGGACAGCUGAACGAGGACCUCCCACUUAUGGUGCAGGGUGUCUUUUCCGACAAAAUCGACGACCAGAUCACCGCCACCACCCGCUUCCGUAAACUGCUCUCCAAGGAGCGUAACCCACCCAUCGAGCGCGUCAUCGAAACCGGCGUUGUCGGUCGCUUCGUCGAGUUCCUCCGCUCCCCGCAUACGCUCGUGCAGUUCGAGGCCGCAUGGGCCCUGACCAACAUCGCCUCGGGCUCCGCGCAGCAGACCCAGGUGGUUAUCGAGGCCGGCGCGGUCCCAAUCUUCGUUGAGCUUCUCAGCAGCCCCGAGCCGGAUGUGCGCGAGCAGGCAGUAUGGGCACUCGGAAACAUUGCUGGAGACAGCCCGCACUGCAGAGACUUUGUUCUCGCGUCCGGAGCUCUGGCUCCUCUUGUCCGCCUUCUGGGUGACAGCCGCAAACUCAGCAUGCUGCGAAACGCAACAUGGACUCUCAGCAACUUCUGCCGUGGAAAGACGCCGCAGCCUGAUUGGAACACCAUUGCCCCCGCUCUUCCCGUCCUCGCCAAACUCGUCUACUCCUUGGACGAUGAGGUUCUCAUUGACGCCUGCUGGGCUAUCUCAUACCUCUCCGAUGGGUCCAACGAUAAGAUUCAAGCUGUAAUCGAGGCUAACAUCCCUCGCCGUCUCGUGGAGCUUCUCAUGCACGCAUCCACCUCCGUACAGACUCCAGCUCUCCGCUCUGUUGGCAACAUCGUCACCGGUGAUGAUGUCCAGACUCAGCUUAUCAUCAACUGCGGUGCUCUGCCCGCUUUGCUAUCCCUCCUCAGCUCCACCAAGGACGGCAUCCGCAAGGAGGCAUGCUGGACCAUCUCCAACAUCACCGCUGGCAACAGCACCCAGAUUCAAUCGGUCAUCGACGCCAACAUCAUCACCCCGCUCAUCCACCUGUUGAGCAAUGGCGACUUCAAAACCCGCAAAGAGGCUUGCUGGGCGAUCUCCAACGCAACCAGCGGCGGUUUGCAAAAGCCAGAUCAGAUCCGCCUUCUUGUGGCGCAGGGUGCCAUUCGUCCUCUCUGUGAUCUUUUGGCCUGCCCUGACAACAAGAUCAUCCAGGUUGCACUUGACGGCCUGGAAAACAUCCUCAAGGUCGGUGACAURGACAAGGAGGCAGCCGACGGCAGCGCCGAGACACCUGUCAACAAGUACGCUUUGUUCAUCGAGGACUGUGGUGGAAUGGAGAAGAUCCACGACUGCCAGAACAACAGCAACGAGGAGAUCUACAUGAAGGCAUACACCAUCAUCGAGAAGUACUUCUCCGAUGACGAGGGAGACGCUGAUGUCACCGACCUUGCACCACAACAAGGCCAGGACGGCCAGUUCGGCUUUGGAGCUCAGCAACAACAGCAGAACUUCAACUUUGCCAGCGGCGGAGACAGCAUGGACAUGUAA